This is a messenger RNA of Trichoderma atroviride IMI 206040, 3652 nucleotides long. RefSeq lists its product as uncharacterized. The record is from RefSeq and is a predicted model, not a curated record. Lineage: Eukaryota; Fungi; Ascomycota; Sordariomycetes; Hypocreales; Hypocreaceae.
CUGCUGCUCCUACAGUCCUGCUAGGCACAUUGUUUGUGCUACCGGCCUAACGAUGUACGAAUAAGGGGUUUCGUAUGCCAAUGUCACGCGAUGAUCCCUGGCAAAUGAAUGAGAUAUUAUGUAAGAUUGGCUGUUGAGAACCAAGCAUGCCUCGAUUGGCCAGCUGAAAGAAUGUGACUGCCCGGCUUCCCCUACAAGUAGUAGGCACGACCAGAGUCCCAAGCGACCAGAGCCGGGUAGCAGCAUUUUCUCCCCCUUCAGUUCAGCACUCUCCCGUAUUUCAUCCACUGCGCAAACAUUCACUCUUUGCCUCUCCACAGUCCCAUAUUGCCUAUUUCGCUAUGGGUUACGGGACCACUCCAGACGACGUUAUAAACAAUGACGAAGAAUUGAUACCGUCUCCUCCCUCGUCCGGGUUAUUCUACCUCAACCAGGGCGUCGAUGACGAUAGAUUCAGCUUCAGCAGCCCAUACUAUGCCAGCAGCAGCCCUCGGACGACGGACCCCGAAGUAUCGGCCGAAUUGGACUGCUACGACAGCCUUGAAACCACGGCGAUUGUCGAUGUCUCGUACCGAAAGAACAGGGUGACGUGGAGGGCCGCCAAUGGCGAGGCGAGGCAGAUGUUCGACCUGUCGCUCGACUUGUACGCCAACACGGAGACCAACACGUCCAUCUUCAAGCUCUACACCUACAUCAUCCGCAAGGGCCGCAAGGGCCGCAGCAACAAGCAGGCCGUCUACCUGUUCAUCCACCCCGAAAACGUCCGCUUCAUCACCUGCGAGCCGUCCCGCACCGCUCGGCGGUACAAGUCCAAGACGAACAAGCCGCAGACGUAUUACGAGCUGCGCUUCUCGCUGACGGAAUGCCCCAACAUUGUGGUGCCCAGGGACCGCGCCUUUGAGUCCAAGGAUAAGACGAGGGCCCAGCUGGACUUGUUCCAGGAACUCUCCAGCACAAACGAUUUCGUUGUCCACCUCAACGGCGCGGGCAUCAACGCAUCGAAGCUGGACGACUUGCGAUUGCUUGGAUGCAUGUUCUCGCCCACGUUUACCGAGCACCGCCCUACGACGGACUUUAGGCGGGCGAGCCUGGCCACGCUUUAUGCGGGCAGCGGCGGCGAGAUUGUCUGCAUGAACCGAGGAGUUGUGCAGUCCAUUGAGGUAGAUCCGCCUCCAUACGUUGGCCCCGCGCCGGAUUCUUGCAUGGUUUCCAGUGAAUACCUUUGCUCCGAUUCCGAAGACGGAUAUGAUGACGACGAUGACGAGGAAUCGGAGGAAGACGAGGAAGAGAAGGACAAGAACGCUUUCGCCAACCACGUGCUAUUACUUUUAGACAAUCUCCAGACCCAUUUCAACGCUGUCGAGCGAUAUUUCGAUGGCAUGGAGCGUCGCCUGCAUGGCUUGGAGAACUGCGUGCAGCAACGACGGCACGAAAUUACUUUUGCAUUGGCAAUGGCCAACCGGCACUACAACAACAUGAACAACGUGAACAGCAACAGCAACAGCAGCGGCAGUCACAGCGGCAACAGCACUGCGCAGAGCCCGUAUCCGCCGUACCAGACGACGGUGGCGCAGAACACCCCAGCGACGCAACGAGACGAAAUGGUUCCACAGGGCGUUUAGAAGGCGUUGCUUUAUUUUUAUUUUGAUCUCUUCUUAUUUUUUUGUUUUACCACAUCUGGUAUACAUGGGUCGCGUUUUACGAAACGCAAGGGAAAUUAUGGGAAACUAAGCAAAGCAAAGCAAAGCAAGCAAAGCAAGCGAUGGGAAACGGGAUUGACACUUUUGGUAUUUUAUUGUGAAUUUUUGGGGACACAAGGCACAGCUAGGGAGAUUGUAUUACGAUUGCCAGACUACUUGUAACCGAUGACUGACUAUGACGAAGACUCUGCGUGAAUUCAUACUUUUUUCUUUCUUUCUUUUUCUUUUCGAUUUCUUUUUCUACUUUUCUUUUUAUUUCUGCGUCGCAAUAGGCUUUGGUUUUGGCUCUUUUGCAAGUUGCUUGGCGGAAUGGCUAGCAGCUCUCCGCCCUGCUUGCUGCACUUGGCGCAAUCUUACUGUAAGUGCAUCUCGGACACCAAUUUCCUCUCAAUCACAUGCUUGUGCAAUUCGUUCUCUCACAAGAGACAGGCCUAGGUCAUUUCACACAUGUUUCCAAGUUGCCGCCGUCUUCCCCUUGUUGUCUCUUUUUUCUUUCACCUCUGGCUCACCUCACCUCAUUUUUUCGCCUGGCCAUUCCAAUUUCAUGGGGGCCCAGGGCAGACAAGGACCGCAACACAAUGCAUACCCCUCACCCUCAUCAUCCCUCUCUCUUCUCUCUUUUCUCUCUCUCGCAGCGACCCCCCAUUUUUUCUGUAUUUUUGUAUCAGCCCGCUUUUUUGCCACUUCAUCAAAAUGCUACAGUACCCAUACAUUCAGUAGAGGGCGCCAUUGGCCGGAAUGCCAUCCCCGAUAAGCGCUUUUCCCGGGGAAGCACUUCCUGCUCCAAACGGGCACAAACGCCGGGGGAUGGCAUUGUGUGAGCAUGGGCUUGGGGGAGGGGGAGGGGGCCUGUAAGGUUUUACAUAACGAGUUUAACUGGGGGGUUGUUGUUAUGCGUGUGUUUUGCCUUUUUGCUCGCUUUUUUUGCUGCUGCUGCAAGGUUUAAUGUGUGUGUCAAAUGUGUGUAUGGGAUGGAAUGCCCCUGUAUAUGGCUGCUGCCUGAGGUACUGCUACAGCAUGUGUGAUGAGAUGAUUAUCCAUCCAUGGCUGGUGGGCCUGGGCCUUGAUUUGCUGAUGCAUGCAAGCAACCAACUGGGACAGUACGGCAUACGGUGCUGUACCGUUACAAGGCUGCAAAGCAACAUGAUGAAGCAAUGCGAGAGAGACCCCUGCAACUGCAACAGGAAGGUGGGCGUGUGUGUCGCUGCGUCUGCGUCUCUGCCCAACGAAGCAGUGGACCGAUGCUAUUUUUUUCGAUGCCAAUCGGAUGAGCCCGCGGAGCCUUUUUGGAGGGGGGGCCGCAAGUUGGGUGAAGUUGCAGCUUUUUAUAUCAUGCUGUAGUCGGUGUCGUGUACUCGGUACGCGGUACGCCUCUGGUCGAGCGAGCGAGCGCCUCUUUUUUUUUUUUUGUUCCCAUUGCCAACUUCUCCACACAACCCACCCCCAUCCUUCCAUCCUACUCUGCCAUGAGAGGGCCAGGCCAAAGCAGCAAACAGUUGAAAUGUUAGUUUUUUGGUGCUACUGACGCGGGCAGCUCCACGUUGGGCUUGGCGCUUGACUCGGGUGUCGCUCGUGAGUUUAGCAGGUUCGGCUCUUUUGCCAUGGGUUAGCGAGACAUGUCAUGUUGCAUAGGUAGGGACUCGAGAAAGCUUGAAAGUCAAGGAGGAGCCGAGCAUAGCUUGAACGGCUGCGAAAUGAAAAGUUGCGAAAUUGCAUGAAAUUGGUGGCGCCGUGUCACCACAUGCUGAUUUUACGAGGCCAUGCGGUGACCUGGGAGGCUUGGAGCAAAUCCUACACGCGGGCGCCUAUCGCUCGCUAUAUGUCGCGUAGUGGCUUGUUUGCUCAGUUAUAGCGAGAUUGCCCUUAUGAAUAGCGCUGUACUAUUCCAGCAUCUUGUCGCUUAUACUCCAUGAAGAGACUCACCGUUUCUGUGAAUUUUGUUGAUUGCGUCU